Enterobius vermicularis (human pinworm) is the source of this 1170-nucleotide messenger RNA. NCBI's taxonomy places the organism in Eukaryota, Metazoa, Nematoda, Chromadorea, Rhabditida, Oxyuridae. The record is from the annotation of a GenBank genome assembly.
AUGUUUAUACGAUCGCCUCUAAAAUUAUGCUGUACAGUUUCUAAAGCAAUAGUCUGGCGAGAAUUAAUUUUUCGGAUAUCUGCAACUUUAGGAUCUACAGUACCCCGGCCAAAACAGGCUGCAGAAGAAACUUCCGUUUUUUCAUCAGCUUAUCUUGUGAAGAAAGCUCCGUUGUCAUGGCAGCCAUAUUUGAAACUAAUGCGUGUUGAUAAGCCUACAGGCACGUGGUUACUGUUCUGGCCAUGUGCGUGGUCUAUUGGAUUAGCAGCACCGGCUGGUGCAUGGCCAAAUCUUCAAGUUUUGGCACUUUUUGGCGCUGGAUCGUUUCUUAUGCGUGCAGGAGGAUGCGUGAUAAAUGAUAUACUUGAUCAGAAACAGGAUAAAAUGGUAGAAAGGACAAGAAAUAGACCUUUACCUAGUGGGCAACUUACAAACAAGGAUGCAGUUAUCACAUUAGGUUUUCUUCUCUCCGGUUCUCUUGCAGUUCUUCUGCAGUUCAAUUGGUUCAGUGUGGCGGUUGGAGCGUCGUCUUUGAUAUUUGCUUUAUUGUACCCUUUCGCAAAAAGAUGGACGUACUGGCCUCAAGUCGUUUUAGGAAUAACCUUAAAUUACGGUGUUUUGAUCUCGUGGGCUCAUUUGCUUCCAAAUAAUUUUCUGCAAGUCACACCCUUAUUUGUUGCUACUGUAAUACAUACUAUUAUUUACGAUUCUAUUUACAGUCACCAGGUAUAUCGUGUGACUAGCUUUAAUCCGACUUUGCCAUCACGUGCAGGUUUUGCUUUCAACUACGGUGUGAUCCUCGGUUGGGCGGCAAUUAAAAACAGCUUUGAUUUGGUAAUUAUGCCUUUUUAUAUUGGUCUCAUCGCUUGGACCGUGGUUUAUGACACUAUAUACGCGCUUCAGGACAAGAUAGAUGAUGUUAUUGCUGGCGUCAAAUCAACUGCGCUUUUAUGGGGAGAUCAAACAAAGUAUUGGCUAACAGGUUUUGCUUCACUCGCAACUGGCCUACUUUGUGUCAGUGGCAUUAUUACUCACCAAACCUGGCCUUAUUAUCUGGGGUUAGCUGGAACCGCAGCGCAUCUAGGCUGGCAAAUUGGAACGCUAAAGAUUGAUGAGCCCGCAGACUGCUGGAGUAAAUUCAAAAGUAACCAGGUUUGCAUUAAAAACUAA